This is a messenger RNA of Acipenser ruthenus (sterlet), 923 nucleotides long. RefSeq names its product serine/threonine kinase-like domain-containing protein STKLD1. The record is from RefSeq and is a predicted model, not a curated record. NCBI's taxonomy places the organism in Eukaryota, Metazoa, Chordata, Actinopteri, Acipenseriformes, Acipenseridae. The coding region runs from base 76 to 858 and encodes 260 amino acids. The transcript has 9 exons.
CAAGCAGUCUGCUCGAGGCUGCUGAGUAGAAGGAGGCAGAAGAGGUGCUCUGUCUCCGAGUAGCCAGAGAAGAAAAUGUUUUCCUUGAUCUCAGAUGUCCUGGAAGCCGUUACCUCAGUAAUGAAGAGCAAUGUGAACUGUGUGGAAGUGCAGCUGAGGGCCUGCAGAAUCCUGCAGCUUCUCUUUGUGGCAGUUCUGGAGCACAGUGUGGAGGAGGAGUGGAUGUCCAGUGAGAAGGUCAUCAGCACUGUGCUGGAUGUUGUCCAAACCCAUUCCACCAACCAGGAGCUGCUCGCACUCGCUUUAAAAGUUCUCAUGAUUCUCUCAGGGAACGAAGUGUCAGCAGGGAAGAUUGGCAAGGCAGGUGGUAUCCCGGAGCUGUUGAAAGCAAUGAGGACGUUCAUACACAACAGGGGUAUCUGCAUGUCCUGCUGUGGAGCUCUCUGGAGCUUAGUGUUGAAUGGGCACAAUGCUAGAAUAGCAUCAGCAGAGGGCGCCCUGUUUACUGUGUGCAGCGCAGGAAAAGUUUACCUCCAGGAUUCAUUGAUUUUGCAAGGCAUUUUAACAAAGGAGCAUUGUGAAGCAGCAGCUCUUCUGUUAUUGGAUGCUCUCAGGACCCACACAGACAGGCUGGGCGUGGUGAAGAAUGCCUGUUUAGCUCUGGCAAGUCUUGUGAGAAUUUCAGAACUGGCAGCAUUCAGAGUGCUCCUGCCCCAUUUCUCUCCCUUAAAAUUAGAUGAAGUGGUGCCAGAGUUAAUAUCUUUCAAGGAGAUGAUUAAGCAGAUACAAAUUAAGUUUGCAUCAAAUGAGGAAAUUGUUGAGAUGGCUAAAUCUGCUCUUUCAAAAAUGCAAAACUGACAGAAUUGGCAUCUGUAAAAAAGAAUAUGAAAUGAUGUUGCUGGGGUACUUUUCAGAGACAUAAG